AUGUUUAAUGAAUUUACGACCAAUGAUCAUAUAAUUUAUGAAUCUACAUUUUAUGAUGGAUUAGCUCGAGAAACUACUGCUUGGAGAAAUCUUCAAGGUGAAGGUUUAUUUUGUAAUUUUAAAAGUAAAAAUUGUCAAAGACCAACAGAAGUAGGACCUGAUGAUAAAAUAAUCUUAAUAAAAACCGAAAGACUCGGAAAUGGUCAACCAAAAUGUUCAAAUUGUAAUACCAUCAAUACACUUUGUUGGAGAGGAAAAAGGUGGCAAAUUAUGUAA
Molecule: messenger RNA, 276 nt
Organism: Diversispora eburnea
Lineage: Eukaryota; Fungi; Glomeromycota; Glomeromycetes; Diversisporales; Diversisporaceae
Source: the annotation of a GenBank genome assembly